Molecule: messenger RNA, 1014 nt
Organism: Dibothriocephalus latus
Lineage: Eukaryota; Metazoa; Platyhelminthes; Cestoda; Diphyllobothriidea; Diphyllobothriidae
Source: the annotation of a GenBank genome assembly
AUGAACAAGCGAUUUGCGGAAUAUCUCACGGAAUCAAAGGAAAAGGAACUCCGUGAUAUUGCCAAUGCAAUAUGUCAUCCCGGAAAAGGCAUUCUUGCUGCGGAUGAAAGUGUUUCUACAAUUGGAAAGCGUUUCAAGAGCAUAAACUUGGAAAACACGGAAGAAAAUCGCCGUCGGUAUCGGGAACUGUUAUUCUCUACCGACCCUUCUCUCGCAAACUAUAUUUCAGGGGUUAUCCUCUUUCAUGACACGGUAUUUCAGAAAACCUCCGACAAGAAGCCUAUGCUGAGCCUUUUGAAGGGCCUGGACGGCUUAGCUGAACGAUGUGCCACUUACAAGAGGGAGGGUUGCGACUUUGCCAAAUGGCGUUGCGUGCUUAAGAUAUCUGAAAGAACACCAUCAUACCAAGCUAUGAUGGAGAACGCAAACGUACUGGCACGAUAUGCUGUCAUUUGCCAACAGCAUGGCAUUGUGCCGAUUGUGGAACCCGAAGUGCUACCCGACGGAAAGCAUGAUCUUUACGUCGCUCAACGCGUCACUGAGGAGGUCCUUUCAUUCCAGUACAAGGCCCUUGCCGAUCACCAUGUGUACCUUGAGGGCUCCUUGCUGAAACCAAAUAUGGUCACUGCCGGACACUCCUGUCCUCAGAAGUACAGCAUUGAACAAAAUGCUGUUGCCACAGUUCAGGCCCUCCAGCGCACAGUUCCUGCAGCCGUACCAGGUGUGGUGUUCCUCUCAGGUGGUCAGUCUGAGGUUGACGCCACGCGGAACCUCAAUGCUAUCAACCAGGUGAACGCCAAAAAGCCUUGGGCCCUAACAUUCAGUUUUGGGCGAGCUCUUCAGGCCUCGGUCAUCCAGGUUUGGCAAGGGAAGGAAGCCAAUAUUCAAGCUGCACAAGCUGAACUUAUUAAGCUUGCUAAGGCCAACGGAGCGGCUGCAUUGGGCAAAUUUGACGGAAAGUUGGAGGUCGCUUCCGGAGGCAAAUCACUUUUCGUGGCAAACCAUGCCUACUAG